Molecule: messenger RNA, 528 nt
Organism: Mycena citricolor
Lineage: Eukaryota; Fungi; Basidiomycota; Agaricomycetes; Agaricales; Mycenaceae
Source: the annotation of a GenBank genome assembly
CUCGUCGGAAGGAGAGUGACUCAAUAUAAAGUCCCUCACCCUGUAUUCAAGUGGCAACUCCCUGAACAAUGCUCUUCCCCCGUAUUUCUCUCCCCGCUCUCCUCUUUCUCGGCGCAGGGCUUGCAGCCGAGGCCUCUACCGUCGGGAACGUUUUUUACUUUACGCCGGACGUUGGCGCGUGUGGCUAUAACAACACGGGGUCAGAUCCCGUUGGGACUGUCUCUUCGACGACGUUCAAGUCCUUCCCAAAUCCCAUCUGCCAACAUAAUCUGACCAUCACCGCUGGAAACGUCACUAUCUCGGUGUUCAUCCGGGAUUAUUUCCCCGAGGACAAAAAUGCCAAGAAGAACGAUGUCGGGAUCCCCGAGUUCGAGUUUGUCAAGUUCGCGCCGCUGGACGAUGGGAUCGUCGAGAACGCCUCGUGGGGGAUCGUCUGAGAUGCGUGUGUACUGCAACGUAUAAAGCAAAUACUAUACAAUCCAUUCUCAUGGGGAGGAACGAACACGAAUAGAAUACGGCUUCAAUUAC